AUGUCGACAUCGACGCCUUCCUUUGGCUCUUCGGCCAUGAGCUACCCUUUUUCUGGUGCCUUGGUGUGCUUCGAUGUGUGCUUGGUGAGCGGGCGAGCUGCAGUCAUCUCCUGCACGGAGAGCGAGAGGCUGCAAGACAUGCAGGUGCGCAUUGCCGGGAUUCUGGAGCUGGGUAGAGACGACGAGACUCCGCUGUUGCAGUUCUUCAAGCAGGCAGACUCAGAGAAGGAACCCCUGGACCAGAGUACCCGUGCCGCAGAGAUUGUUGGUUGUACAAUACAUGUCGUGUUGCAAGAACAUCCUGACUGGUACGUGCAGAAGUGUUUUUCGAGACGUAGCACGGCCCAGUUGAAUUGGGAUGUGGACGAGGAAAGGACAGAAAGGUUGUCGUUGCUUCCGGAUGGCCAGUUCACGUACGAGAUGCGCAGACUCGCAUGGGAUGAGGACGUCGGGCGACUGGCUGUCAAGGAAGAUAUACUUCAUGGCACAGGGAGAUGGAGAUGCGUGCUGCAGGUUGGUAUGCCGGGCGCUUUGCCCGAAGAGGUCUUGCUUUUGGACGGCAGUGCAAACUGGCUGUCGUCUGGAGAUUCCGGGUGGCCAUUUGCGCGUGAGACGUGCCAUGCUGGCAAGAUUGCGCUGCAGAUGCCGCCAUCCUACAUCGUCCUCAUCCUCUUCGACAUCCAUUGCCGCCGUUUCUGGAGUGGCGCCCCCGCGGACCGGCCUAUUGGAAGGCGGCGACAGUUUAUGAGGCUCGGAUCCUUAAUCCUGUCGCUUGGCGUUCUUUCUUGGGUCAGCGACUACAAGUACGGCGAAGUACAACGAAUCCCCGGCUCACCGCAGACAACGCCGACUGCGGACGAAGGUCAACGCUACCGGAAGCCUGCAGACGUCUUCUCUGAGGCACAGGAGACGGGCCAGCGCAGUUAUGCCAGGGAAGGCACAUGGGUCCCCUGGCGUUCCCAAGACUCGGGCAGAUGGGAAUCACCGAGACGACGAACAGGGACCUCUCCCCGCCGAAGAGCUGGGAGCAAGGGCAAAGGCGCUGCCAAAGGAGAGCCGGCGAAAGGCAAGGGCAAAGGCAAGAAUCAGUUGCCGACCGCACCAGAUACAAGCCAACUUCCGGCUCCUCCGAAGGCGGCAACGGCCGCGAUGCCCAAAGGUAUGGACCCAGGCAGUACGGGACCAGCCAGCGAGGAAAAGAAGAUGCUAGCUCAGGUGAUGGAGCACUUCAUUGCCACGGGCGCCGAAGUGCCGACACCCCUGGCGACCCUGGUCAACCAGUACAAGGCAGACCAUCAUCGGCAAGAAGGACGUCAACUCCAUCAAUUGGUGGCAAAGCAAACUCAAGCAAAGCAGGGCUUGGCAAAGGUGGCUGCGGAAAGAGCAGCCUACGACCAGGCCUGGGCCAGCUACCUGGAUCAGCUCACAGCAUUGGUGGAGAAACAAUUCGAGGCCCACGAGCAGGCGGUACUGCAACUCGACGAGACGGCGGAGGCAUGGACAGCCCAGCUGACGGAUGUGUCCAGGGCACUGGCGGAGUCUACGGCCGCCAGCUCCGAGCACAAGUCCGACAUGGACGUCGAGGAAGCGGCCAUCGAGGAGGCGAUCGAAGCGGAGGCCAAGCGCAAGCAAGCUGUGGAAGCUAUCCAGCAGAAGCACCAGUCCGUUUUGGAAGCCUUACGGGGAGCACAAAAGGCCAUGCGGACGGAGGACAAGCGCGAAGGCUCCCGGACUCCGCGACGACAAGCCAAAGCAGAAGAAGCCGCGGCUGCCACGGGUACAGAUGGUGGCCCUUGCUACGGCUACUCGAGCGUGCAAGGGCCGCAAGGCUUGCCGUGUGCUUGGGAGCACACGAGCCGACACACAGUGACCGGUGAAUGGGACUAUGUUUCGCCGGCUCUGGCGCAGCUGCUAGCUCUACAGCAGGAAUAUGGGGUUAAGCAUGCUGAGUUGAAUCUCUUCCUGGACGAGGAAGACAAGCGGCUACAAGAUCAAUCGAUGACGCGAGCCACAGAGGUGACCCCCAGGAGCUGUCCCUGGGCAGAAGCAUUGACAGUUCACCCUCCGGAGCUCCGCGCACCGCCCAUCUUUGGUGCAGCAGCACACCUCUACACGUGGGGGGGUGCGCAUGGUGGCAGACCAGGCCGCUUCACCGUGUUUGAUCACAUAAGGCAUGUGACGGUGGAGCGUUGCCUGCCCACUGCUAGUCUGGCAGAGCAGAUAGCACUGGCCAUUGACACAGUUCCGUUUUCGGUAGUGGGUGUCUAUGUUAUUGUGCAGCCGGUGCCGGGCCUACCAACACCGCAGCUCGUUUUCAUUGAGAGAGGAAGGCCCCUCACAGAGCUUCCCCUAGUCUGGGACCUCCGAGAAAUCGGAGAGGAAAUUUUCACUCUCAGACAUGAAAGCCGGCAAGAGCGAGCCGCCGCUAUUCAGCAAGUGCAGCCUCUACUCCGACAGCACCCCCAAUUGCAGCAGGAGGUUGAAUCCGGCGCCAUCCACAUGCGUGAUGCGCUUGGUCCGGUCCUGCACGAGCUGCAGGCGAACCUUCAUGCGGUCCAAUUCUUUCGCAUGUCUAGGACCGAUCUGCUCCAAAUUGCCACAUGGCAGACAGGAGGAGAACAGGCAUCGCCGUCGGAAGAGACCAGCACCACCACCACAACCACUGCAGUCAGACUCGUUCCUGCUCCCAUCCAGUACCCUACCUGCCGCCUUGUGCUCUUCAGGGACGACGUCGCCUACAGCUGUGACCUAGGAGAACAGCAUCACCUUGUCGACCAUGCCAUGUGGAGGUUGAUCCAAAGGCACGGACAGGAUGCCCCCAUCACAGACGAGGCACAGGUCGUGCUCGCCUCCGCACAACCGGUACGUAGCGGUCACCUGCAGGAUGUGAUUGCCAUACUGGCUGAGCAGCCGAGGCAACCUACUGCGUUAUGGGAUGGCAGAAGCUAUGGCCGUGCCAUCACGGCCUUCUCGUACCCUGAAAUACAACGGACAGGCCUGCUGCUCCCAACUGACACGCAGAGGAACGGAUGGAGAGUGACCAUCAACGGCGUCCCAGAUGCCCACCAGAGCAGACUACUGCGACACGGCGACUAUGUCAUUCCCUUCCAUGGCAACCAAAUUCCGGCCGUCACGCCACUCGGCUGGCCCCUGUCGCAGUACCCAUCUUUGAGGCCCUAUUCGUGGCCCCUUGCGGUGACGGCCAGCGCGGAUGCUUUUCAUCGCCGACUCCGGCAUCGGAGGCUCCAAAUGGGAGCACACCUUGCCAGUGAAGGAGUGAUAGUAGUUCAGGGGCCCGUCCACGGGGACUUGAUCUUGCAUACUGGGCUGCAUUCGAUCCCCACCCUGCCGCAGGCACAGGCAGCCGUUAGACGGCUCGGACAAUUUCCGGAAGGUCUUGCUUUUACUGUGACACCGCAGGUUGGGCCUACAUCCGUGACACUGGUCAGCAACUGCCCCAACUCAGAGCUGAAUACGGUCUUAACUCCUGCCCCGGGCUUCCCGACUCAGUUCUUGGUGCUAUUGCUGCCGACAACUGCCAGAUGCCUCCGAUCGAUACCGGCCGACCCAGGAGUCCUCUUAACACCACAACGUGAUCUUGAGAUGGGAGAUGUUCUUCAGACCCGAGCUGCCACGGUCGCUGCGGCAACCACCGAGGAUGACAGCGCGGAGGAGGAGCCUGAGGCAGAUGAGACAGCCAUGUUGCAGCAGCAUGCCCUCCAGGCUAGGCAACAGGAGCCCACUCCAGGGCAGGCGGCCUGGACCCGAUGCACUACUGCGCACCCCGGCAGACCCAGUGUCCCCACGCCUUUCGGCAGACGCUGUGUGCCUCCACCAGACUCCGCGCAGGCAGCUGCCAAAAAGGGGUCCAUCCAGGUGGCAGGCCAGCAGACAGCCGCCAAGACCAGGACCAUUCUCAGUCUUGAGCAGGCUAUACCGCAGACCACAACUAAAGAAAUUCUGGAACACCGUCUCAGCUUUGCCACAUCUACGGACAUCCAGGCUGAGGUUCUGGCCCCUUUCCGGCUGGCCAAAUUGCAGCAGCAGUGGCGGGGCAUUCCCUUGCACGUCCAGGCGGAGGUCCUCCUCCAAGGUCUAGAGGUACAUGACAGCAGCGAACCUGUUGAGGCGGCCCUGCUGUACACGGACGGGUCCUACGCACCUCACACAGGCCAGGCGUCAUGGGCUGUUGCAAUAAUUGUUUGCGCCCGUAGUCGGUGGCGUUGGGCUGGCUACUUGUCAGGUAGAUCCUGCGACAGCCUGCCAAUGCAAAGUGCUUUUGAUGCUGAGGUUGCCGCCCAGACGGCCGCUCACCUUGUAUGCGCAGCUAAUGGCUGGACACACACAGCCAUCUGUUUUGAUGCCACCUCUGCUGCAGCCGCAGCCCAGGGCGGCACAGCAGGGGUACACACCAAUGGUAUCCAACGUGCCGCGGCGGCCAGCCGCAUGCAUCUAGUCAUACAAGGCCAGGCGCCGAGGCUGCACCACACAAAAAGCCAUGAAGGCAAUCCAGGCAAUGAACUGGCUGACUCAAUUGCCACAUGGGCACGUGCACAGCCCCGGAGUGAGCUGGACCGUCAUUUGGCAUGUAUUAUCCAAGAACGGCUCCUUGACUGGCUGUGGCUGGUAGAUGCUAGCCAUCAGGGCCACGAAUGGCCGGCCCUUGAUGAACAGGGCACUACACAUGCAGCUGGCAGAGAGACGACUCACCGGCUGCCAUCAGCCCCUGCCGCCUGGACCAUGGCAACAGACAAGAGCAACAAGCCCCCUGUUCAACUCCAUUGGAGGGUGUGCACCUAUAACACACUGUCUGCCAGAUCAUCUUUGCAGAAGCACAGCCUGCACACUUUUAUGCGCGCCAACGCGCUAGAUGUUCUAGCGUUGCAGGAGGCGCGGGAGAGUCCGGAGCCCAUUAAAAUCCAAGAUGGGGUGUAUCGGUUCGCCAGCCCGGCCCAGGCUGGACAAUGCGGGUGCCAACUAUGGGUAGACACCCGAAGGCGCAAUGCACUCUGGGACACGCAAACGUUUGCCAUCCUCCAUAGUCACCCCAGACUGUUGGCAGUACAGGCUAUGUUCGCCGGCACGAGAUGUGUCCUGAUCUCAGGCCAUGCCCGUACGGCGGUCUCCACCCCAGCUGAAAUUCAAACGUGGUGGGAGCAGCUCCGCAAGGUGCUCAGGCGCCUACCUCGAGGCAGCAUCCCCCUCCUUUGUUUAGAUGCCAAUGCACGGUGGACGGCCAGCGCGCCGGCCAAUGACAAUGCUAUGCACAUGGAAGCGCUUCUUAGCGAGGCGGCGCUUGCCAGCUCUGGCGCCAUAGACUGUCAUGGUCGCCCUGUCUUCACGUGGACUUCUCCGCAAGGACAAAAAGCCUGUCUUGACUAUGUGCUCUUUCCACAAGAAUGGAAGCCAGUGGUACGCAACCAGGGCAUUCUGCCCAUAGUGGACGAGCACGCAGGCUUCGACCAUGAGCCACUCCUCGUCACACUCGAUGUGGUCUUGCCGGCGCAUGCCGUUGCCAAAACGCACCGCCUGGAUAUUGAGCUCAUGCACUCACCGGCCGGCAAGCAAUGCAUAGCUGAGAUUUUUCAUUCAGCCCCAAGGCCGGCCUGGACUGUAGGGGUGGAUGAACAUUUGGAUAGGCUCAAUGCCCACUUUCAAGAAGCGUUGCACAGAUGUUUUCCCAAGUCGCCGCAAGCCCCCCGCAGCCCUAUCAUUUCCAGUCACGUGGGCCCUCUUGGCAUGCAAGCGCCGGUUACGACGGAUCCACCGUGA
Molecule: messenger RNA, 5772 nt
Organism: Symbiodinium sp. CCMP2456
Lineage: Eukaryota; Dinophyceae; Suessiales; Symbiodiniaceae
Source: the annotation of a GenBank genome assembly